Messenger RNA from Drosophila subobscura, 569 nucleotides. It is a transcript of the gene mRpL20, whose product is annotated as 39S ribosomal protein L20, mitochondrial. Gene Ontology annotation, cellular component: ribosome. The record is from RefSeq and is a predicted model, not a curated record. Gene Ontology annotation, molecular function: structural constituent of ribosome; rRNA binding. Lineage: Eukaryota; Metazoa; Arthropoda; Insecta; Diptera; Drosophilidae. The transcript has 3 exons. Bases 69 to 521 code for a protein of 150 amino acids. Gene Ontology annotation, biological process: ribosomal large subunit assembly; translation.
UUAUGUAAAAUAGAAAACAUUAUUUUUAUCAAUAAAAAUAUUCAUAAAACUGUUGAAAAAAUCAAGCCAUGGUGUUCCUGAACAUACCACUAUUUGUGCGUGCUCGAGGGCCUGAUGAGUUUUGGCGUAAAAGACGUAUUUUCAAAUUGGCAGCGCAUUAUCGUAGUCGCACUCGCAAUGUAUAUUCCUUUGCUAUUCGGAGUGUGCACCGAGCCUUGGCAUACGCCACCAAGGGACGCAAGUUGAAGAAGCUGGACAUGGCCCAGUUGUGGACGACGCGCGUCGAGGCUGGCUGUCAGCAGUAUGGCGUAGGGUUGGAAACCUUUAAGGAGGGUCUGACGCGCACCUCCAUCCUUCUGAACAGAAAAAUGCUCUCAGACUUGGCCAUUUGGGAGCCGAGGUCAUUUGAGGCUUUGGUGAAGAUCUCGCGGGAACGGGCCGCCGUUGAGGGAUUUCCCGAUAUAAAGCAACGUUCUGCCUUCAAUCAAGUCUAUGGGUUGCGCAACCUGAAAUUGGAUUAGCUUAAAUCAUAAGUAGGAUUUCAAAUAUAUAUUUUUUACACGUAAGGA